Molecule: messenger RNA, 4403 nt
Organism: Acipenser ruthenus (sterlet)
Lineage: Eukaryota; Metazoa; Chordata; Actinopteri; Acipenseriformes; Acipenseridae
Product: serine/threonine-protein kinase PAK 3-like
Exons: 17
Coding region: 191-2023 (610 amino acids)
Biological process (GO): regulation of axonogenesis; intracellular signal transduction; regulation of MAPK cascade
Cellular component (GO): cytoplasm
Molecular function (GO): ATP binding; protein serine/threonine kinase activity
Source: RefSeq, a predicted model, not a curated record
AGGCUCCAGUGAGGCAGGCUGCUGAAAAGCCAGGGGUUGGGGUCAGGAGCCGCUUUGGCAGCAGAAUGGCAGGCUUGCGGAUGGACUGUCACUAGGGUUCAGAUAUCAGGGAUGUUUCCAUCAGAACACUACCAUCAAAGGGGCAGAGAAUGACAAGAUAUAAUUCAGGACAUUGUGAGUGCCACUAAAGAUGUCCGAUAGUGUUGAUAUUGAAGAGAAACCGCCAGCCCCCCCCUUGAGAAUGAACAGCAACAAUCGCGACUCUCCCGCAGCGAACCACAGCUCCAAACCUCUCCCAAUGGCUCCCGAAGAGAAGAACAAGAAAGCCCGCCUUCGCUCCAUCUUCCCUGGGGGAGGCGAUAAAACCAAUAAGAAGAAAGAGAAGGAGCGCCCUGAAAUCUCUCUCCCUUCAGACUUUGAACACACCAUUCAUGUGGGCUUCGAUGCAGUAACAGGGGAGUUCACUGGAAUCCCAGAGCAGUGGGCCAGGCUGCUCCAGACCUCCAACAUCACCAAACUGGAGCAGAAAAAGAACCCUCAGGCUGUGCUGGACGUGCUCAAGUUCUACGAUUCCAAAGAGACUGUGAAUAACCAGAAGUACAUGAGCUUCACUUCUGGAGACAAAUCUGCACACGGUUACAUAGCACCCAAUACACUGUUAAUGCCAUCUCGUAGCAGCGGGCAUCUGCUGUCUGAUAGAAGCCGGCUGGAGCUGGAAGCUGAUUGGCUGAUGGUACUGAAUUGUUUUCUAAUUGUGCAUAGCAUCCACCAGACUCGACUCCUGUCAUUCGGGGCUCCUGUUACCCUCAGAACCCACUACGCUACACUUUAUGACAAGAGCACAAAGACAGCAUCAGAGCCGCCGCUAGCGCCCCCUGUGUCGGAAGAGGAGGAUGACGAUGAAGAAGAAGAGGACGAUGAUGAUAAUGAACCCCCUCCUGUCAUCGCACCGAGACCGGAGCACACCAAAUCGAUCUACACCCGCUCUGUCAUUGAGCCCGUGGCUCCCACAGCGCCAGUGAAGGAGGCCAGCACCUCACCAGUGUCCUCAAUCCCUGACAACACCACAAGCACGACCAGCACUUUGUACAGACACACCGACAGACAGAGGAAGAAGUCCAAAAUGACAGACGAGGAGAUACUGGAACGACUAAGAAGCAUAGUGAGCGUUGGCGACCCCAAAAAGAAAUAUACACGUUUUGAGAAAAUUGGACAAGGGGCAUCAGGAACAGUGUACACAGCAAUUGACAUUGCGACCGGGCAAGAGGUGGCAAUCAAACAGAUGAACCUGCAGCAGCAGCCCAAGAAGGAGUUGAUAAUUAAUGAAAUUCUGGUGAUGAGGGAAAAUAAAAACCCCAAUAUUGUCAACUAUCUGGACAGCUACCUGGUGGGAGACGAGCUGUGGGUGGUGAUGGAGUACCUGGCUGGAGGCUCGCUCACAGAUGUGGUGACAGAGACCUGCAUGGACGAGGGACAGAUUGCAGCCGUCUGCAGGGAGUGUCUCCAAGCCUUGGAUUUCCUGCACUCCAACCAGGUGAUCCAUCGAGACAUCAAAAGUGACAACAUUCUCCUUGGAAUGGACGGAUCUGUGAAAUUAACUGAUUUUGGGUUCUGUGCCCAGAUCACCCCAGAGCAGAACAAGCGCAGCACCAUGGUGGGCACCCCGUACUGGAUGGCCCCUGAGGUGGUGACCCGGAAAGCGUACGGUCCCAAAGUGGACAUCUGGUCCCUGGGGAUCAUGGCAAUAGAGAUGGUGGAAGGAGAGCCACCUUAUCUUAACGAAAACCCUCUCAGGGCCUUGUAUCUCAUUGCUACUAAUGGAACCCCGGAGCUGCAGAACCCCGAGAGGCUGUCCGCGGUGUUCCGAGACUUCCUGAACCACUGUUUGGAAAUGGACGUGGACAGAAGAGGCGCUGCUAAGGAACUCUUACAGCAUCCUUUCUUGAAGUUAGCCAAGCCCCUCUCCAGCCUCAGUCCUCUCAUCGUAGCUACAAAGGAAGCUAUAAAAAACGGCAGCCGCUGAGGAGUUGGUCUUCAACACGGACUCUUGAAAGAAGACACUGGUCCUCACAGCAAAACCCUCAUCGACAGUGCUGUGGGAUUGACAGCCAACAGGACAGCACAAGGAAUUAAACAGAGCAUUGCAUUCGCAAGCUCGGCCCCUCUUUUGUUCUUUAAAAACUAUUGUGGAGCUUUUCCCAACACUGGGGUUAUCUGCACCACCACCUCUGCUGCUUAGUGUCCUCUGAAAAUUAUUAUUUUCAAGAAGAAAAAAAACGGCAGAAUUAUCUAUUGUUGUUCUGUCAUCUGCAGCCUCUCCUUUCCCUUCAUCUCCUGCAGUCUUAACAGGAUGUGGAUUCCUUUGGUUCAUGUUGAUCACCUGGGCAUUUCAAGGAGGUGUUACAAAAGGAUUACUUCACUCCCAAAAGGAGGGAAUUGUACUUAAAUUGGUUCAUGGGUUGGUCUAACAUUUGAUUGGGAGGUUGCAAACACAUUUGCUGAUCAUAUACAAUUUCAAGGUGCCAAUAUGGCACAUGGGGACCGAAUUAGUCAUUCAAAUGUAUUUUUCAGACAAUAGUAGAAUUAUAUUAAGGAUGAAAAUGAAAUGAUAUUUUAAGUGCUGCAGUGCAGGUUUAUUUUUUGAACUCCAAGAACCCUCCCUACAGGUUUCUCCUUUCAAUGAAAAUCUCCCUUGCCUUGAUUAAAUGGACUCCUCUGAGUGAGUCACUGUUGUUCAGAGACAGCCCAGAUAGUUAGUAAGCCAUGGUACCAUUGCUGACCACGAUGAGUCAUUCAUGGUACACCAAUGACUAGGUGUGAUGUACAGUCCUGUUUUGAAACCCCAUGCUCUGACAAUGACAAUUGGUAUGAGAGGAACAUGAUUUAUGGUGUACCAAGUAUCGUCUGGCAAUGGUUUACCAUGGAAAAUCAGGGCUGCCAUGUUAGCACUUCAUGACAAAAAAAGCAUGUUGAAACCUAAUUUAAAAGUGGUAGAAAUAUAUUGGUCUUUUGCUUGUAUUUUGUACUACAAUUUGGAAUAUGCAGAUGUUUCAAAGACAACGCUAUGGCAGUAAUAAUUCCUGGAACCAAGCAACUUCCUGUGUCGCAGCUCAGUCUCACUCCAAUGGUCCAACUGCAGAGGCUAUUUGGCCUACCACACAGGAAGUGUUAAAAUACCAGGAAUGUUAUAAUUGAAAAAAAUCUGUGUAUCGUCAAUUAAAGUAUAAAAAACAAGCAAAAAAAGCUAAAGAUUAUCAACACAAGAAAAGUGGAAGCAGUGACAAUUCUGUAAUACGGCAUGCUAUUCUAGACUCAGAUCCAGUACUGCCCCUGGUGUUAUGCAAUCCAAUAUUAAUGCCUUGUUUGUUUGCCUUGUUGUAAUAAGAUGGUUUGCCAUGUCUUAUUUUAGUAGCAAUACGAAAAGAAACUUCACAAAAUUCACUGAAAAACAUCUUGACUAGUUUGUAAAGGCUGUAUUAGGUUUCUUUUAGGGUUGCUACACAUGCUACCAUUGUGUUUCAUACCAAUGAAUACUUAACAGAAUUGGAAGUGCCGACGCUGCCCACCACUGCUGUAAUGUAGGAAAGCUGCAUCUCCCUUUUAUUCACAAUGGUCAAGACAGCAGAUCUGAGAGACCUUGAGAGAGUGCUGGUAAUACAUUUUGGAUUGAAAAAUAAAGGCAGUAAUUAUUACUGAAUGGAGCGAUCCUGGUUGCACCAUAGUUGGCCAACACCCUAUUGACAGUGUUAUGGUAGGUAAUUGUGUUGUUAAACCCCUGUAUUCUUUUUUUUAGAUCAAUGUUGGUCUGAUAGGAGACAAUAUUAUGAUUUGCAUUCCUUGGGCUGGCUGUGGAUUGUAAUAAGAGAUGUGCUUGCUUCUUGUCUCGAACAUUGGAGAUUUCAUGGCAGGACAGCGCCUGGGUUCCAGUUAGGUUUUGAGGACCCUGGCAGGCUUUGGGUUGAGACAAUGAGCACAAAAAUCCCUACCUUGAACCCUGGGCUCGGUCAGAAGGACAUUGAAGAGGACGUAUUUAACUGUGUUCAGCAUCUUCCAGCAUCAACAUUGUAUCAUAAUUUCCUGUACAAUCCUUUUUCGGAUGAUGUGUAAACCUGUAAAUGUGAUGUGGAACUCCUCUAUAACUGUGUAUUAAAAACAGAUGUGGUUUUCUUUUUUUAAUUAUUUAAUUUGUAAGUGCUGAAUCAUCUCUUUACUUCAGCAUUAAAUGUUUUUUUUUGUUUUGUUUUUUUUUAAAAGAAAAAAUCUUCAAUGGUUUGCGAUAAGCUAUUUUUAACUGUGGUUGAAGCAAUAGAAAUUUUGAAUUAUGGAUUGUGCAUGGCUGUGUCUUGAGUGUAAAAAAAAAUACAGUUUGGAAAUUGGACCUAAAUAAAACAUUCUAAACAUAA